Molecule: messenger RNA, 747 nt
Organism: Anthostomella pinea
Lineage: Eukaryota; Fungi; Ascomycota; Sordariomycetes; Xylariales; Xylariaceae
Source: the annotation of a GenBank genome assembly
AUGGCUGGUUCACUGGCUAUCGGGCGGAUGCAAGCUGCCCUCGGCCAGGCUACCAACGAGCUUUUCGCUGACUAUGGUUGCGCGUUGUCCGUUAUCGGCUACUUCGAAACAGGACAGGAUUUCCUCGGAAACCUCGAUUUCAAGGACGUUGUAGGAUUGUCGGCCGGUGAUUCCCUGUACGUACCGCGAAGGCCUCGCCAUCCUCGCCCGAAAUACGUGAGCUAUCUAUCACCUGGAACCUCGAUACAGGCUUUAUCUCCCUUUGACGAGCGCCCGGAAGAUUGUUUUGGGCGUACAUCAAUGCACCUCUCAUUCACUGAGUGGGAGUCUCCUCUAAUGCACGACGGAGCAGUCGUCCAGAGGGGUGUAUAUGCCGUGAUCUUGGAGGCUGCCGUCCAGGUCCGGGACGGGGGAGAUUGGGCCGCGGACGUCGACAUUUUAAAGGCACUCAACGGCCCCCUCAUCCAACGCCCCUCCGACUUGCCCCCAUGCACCCAUGAAGACUCGAAUAGGUCCUUUGGUAAGUGCAUGGCUCUCGAGACGUGGGGUCAGGUUAUCGAUACUCCCGAGGGCAUCCUGAUCACCAAAUCCCACAUGAACUGGGUUGCUCGCCUCGCCCUAGCGGCGGUGUUGACACAACACAGCAAGGUGAGGGACCAGCAGGUGUUCGUCUGCCAGCCGGAUACAUGUGGUCGCUGUGUUGUUGAGCACGUCCUGAUCUCGAGGAACACCAUCAUCAUUGACUAG